CCCUACUUAAUAGCAACCCUGAGAAACCCACAUGGUGCCACACCACCAACGCAGCAACAAAGCAAAGGCGACCCGGAACAGCAGCUCACAGGGCAUGGCCACGGACGGCAUUCGCCGCGUCGCGGCGCUCCUCCUCCUGCUCGCCCUCGCGUCCACCGCCGCCCUGGCCACGCGCGACGGCGCCCAGGUCAAGACAAAGCCCUCGCCGGCCCUCAAGAAGCCGGACAAGCCAUUCGUUCCCUCACCGUCCGGCAAGAAGCCGGCCAAGCCGUACGUGCCGCCGGCCACCAAGCCCGGCUCAGGUGCCGUUGGCGGUGCGGGCGGCAGCGGGGGCGGCGUCAUCCCCACCAUCCCGGGCUUCGGCAGCAUCCCCGGGUUCGACGUUCCGGGCAUGGGCGGCGGGUGGGGCGGCGGAUACGGCGGGCCGACCGGCGGGUACUCGCGCGGCGGCGUGGUGGCCUCCACCACCGUGUGCUCCGAGAAGGGCCCCUGCUACAAGAAGAAGCUAACGUGCCCCAAGAAGUGCUACAAGUCCUACAGCGGCUCCGGCAAGGGCUGGGGCGGCGGAGGAGGCGGGGGCGGCUGCACCGUCGACUGCAAGACCAAGUGCAUCGCCUACUGCUGAUCGGACGGCGCGCGGAGUUGGCCGGCUUUUCCGAUUGGUCAGCGAGAGUGAUCAGUAAUUCAGUAUACGGGUCGAUCGUAGCGAAAUAUGCCGUGACAAUGCAUAUGGCUACUGAUGGCGAUAUGCAGGAGAGGCACAUAUGAGUGCUUUACGAUAUUUCUUCCCCGAUAAUUAAUCGGCUGCAAUGUGUUCUUGCUUCUACUACACUAGUAGUAUUACUCGGUAUUCCAUAGUGACUAGCUGGAUAUGCGUCUGUGACUAUGAGAAGUUGAGAACUCCUUAUCACUAUGAACCAAUAAAGAGAGACCAGAUAUGUAUGUACCCAUUCUAUUUUUAAAUAGAGGCAAAAACUUUAACUUCA
Molecule: messenger RNA, 986 nt
Organism: Lolium perenne
Lineage: Eukaryota; Viridiplantae; Streptophyta; Magnoliopsida; Poales; Poaceae
Source: RefSeq, a predicted model, not a curated record